UUUUUAAUGCUCUACAUAACUUAGACUGUUGGCUGUUGUUGCAAAAAUGGCAACUGCUGGGGAUCAAUCUGCGGCAGAACAAUUUACUUGCCCAAUCUGUUUAGAUAUAUUUUCGAAUCCAGUUACUAUUCCAUGUGGACACAAUUUCUGCAUUGCUUGCAUAAAGAGAUUUUGGGAUCGAGCAGACAACAAAGACAACACAUGUCCUGUUUGUAUGAAGACAUUUUCUGAGAGACCAGAACUUGCAGUUAACCAUGUCUUAGAAACAGUGGCAAAGACCAUGGGCAAAUUAAACUCUGGAACUUUGGGAAGACCAGUUUCAUGCCUUGGAUCACUCAUUUUCCCAAACUCUAGAACGCUGAACAUAAAAAAGUCACCGGACGAUCCAGUGGGUAUCAAACAAAACCACUGCAGCAAGCAUAAUGAACCCGUGAGUCUUUUUUGCAGAAAAGACCAGACCUGCAUGUGCUCCUUGUGUGCAUUUCAAGAGCAUGAACACCAUGAUGUGAUUCCUAUUGAAGAAGAAAUACCUAAAAUGAAGCAAGAGCUGGUCAGAAAACAAAGAACUCUCCAAAGCCAUGUGCACUUGGUGAAAAGCGAGAUAAGCAAAGUAAAAGGUUGCAUGGAGUUAAUAAAGAUCUCCGCUGACAAAGAGAAAGAACACGUUGGAAAUGAUUUCGCUGACUUCAUCAAAGCCAUUGAACAAUACCAGAAGAAAGCGAUUGACGAUAUAGACAGUCAAGAGAGGCGUGCACUGAAAAAAGCAGAAGAACAGUUCAAAAGGUUGGAACAGAAAUGCACCAAACUAGAAAAGAAUAUAGACCAUAUUGAGAAGACUCUGAAAAAUGACAAUGGUGUCCAGCUAUUAAAGAAAUGCAAGUCUUUGAAACAGGAACUGCUGGAUUUACCUGCCGUCGAUUUGAAACUAGAUGAGGAAAUUACAUUUUCAGGAGGUUCUGCUCUAAAGAAGGAGCUGCUGGACAUCUGCAACAAGCAUGUGAAUACAAUUUGGAAAGGGGAAGGAGUUAUGUUUACGGUUGAAGUAAACAGUACGUCCAGUCCGAAACAGAAGCCAAAAACAAGGAAGGACUUCAAAAAAUAUGACUGUAAACCUAAACUGGAUCCAAACACAGCACAUGAAUAUCUCUGGGUUUCUCAAGAUAACAGAGAGGUGACAAACACAGAGCCACAUUUACAACCUCAUCCUACCCACCCAGAGAGGUUUUUAAGCUGUUGUCAAGUGAUGUGUCGUGAAGGUUUGAACAAGGGCUGCUAUUACUGGGAGGCUACAAUCCAGGGAAAUCUAAAACUUGGAAUGACAUAUAAAAAAAUAGCAAGAAAGGGGGUUCUUUUGGGAUCUGAUAGAAGCUCAUGGGGUCUUCAAUGGAGCACUGGUUUUUAUGCACUUCAUGGAAAUAGGACCGAACAGUGCUCAGGCAGGUAUUUUCCUGUAAUAGGUGUGUACUUGGAUUAUCCUGAAGGUAUUCUCACAUUUUAUGGAAUUGAAUCUACACAUGAAAUGUAUUUGCUGCACUCAUUCAAAACCAGGUUUACAGAACCCCUUUAUCCCAUAUUGUGUCUAAGUAAAAGCAGCUCUUUACACCUUUAAGAAUACGAAUAAGAAGUAUGCUGGACUCAAAGUAAAAUACAAAAAGUAAAAUGAAAUUCAGCAAAUCGGUCAACUGUUUUUAAAAGGAUGAGGGAACGCUUAAGAUUUUGAGGUGUCUGUCACGUUUAAUUUAAAGAGGUUUUGAUAAAUAAUGUUUUAAUUAAAUUACACAAGUUUGUUUUUACCGAUCUUUUUUUAAUGAAGUUCUGAGUCAAAUUAAACGUAAUACAGCAAACAUUAAAUAGAAAAAUGCAAAAACUUAAAAUAAAUUGUUCAGAAGUGCUGAUAUGUAUAUAUUCAGAUUCAUGUGAGAAUAAAGCAUAUUAACUCUCAAUGUUACUUACAAUGUCUGUAUCACAAGCUGGUUUAUCACAAGCUCUUUUCUGGUUUGGAACGAAAGCAAUCUGUUGCAUUUCCUAACAUUAUCAGCAGGUGUCAGCAGAAAACUGUCUUCCAUCGAAGCUUCUCUGGAUUGAACCAUCGGGCCAAAUGUUGAUUAGAGCCAAUUUUUCUACAUCCCUGCUGCAAUCUGGCUCAUGCUAUGUCUCAGUCAACAAAAAUAUGGCUAAACAGAAAUGUUCCUUGUGGAAGUGAAACCUUCACGCAGGCGUGGCUGUUUGUUAUUGCGUCGGUUCACGAAUGGCCGUCAAGCAUUUUGUCUCGCUCAACUCGGGUCAAAGCUUGUCGACCUACAUCCUGAGGUGGGUUGCUGGGAGAGUGAGUUUGAACUGCAGUACAUGAAGAAAUUAGGAACCAAAAAACAGCAGCAUUUUCCAAAUUGAAUUAUAAAAUACGAGCAAUGAAUACAAAAAUCUUCAACAAAAGAAAAAUGGGGGCAGAGCUAAUAUAGCUAAUAUUAUUAAGAAAUAAGGAAAUUGAUUUAAAACCUUGGUUAGUGCUCCUUAAAAUAGCAGCCAAAACAAGCAAUUAACCAGUACUCUAGUAUUCUGUAAUCAAUAUUGACAAUUAAUAACACUAAAUAAUGUGCAAUGAACAAUGUUGGUACCAGCUGACUGCUAUUCACAUCAUUCACAAUUACAUUGAUAUACAGUAUAUCGGUCGCAAGUAGCAUAAUUGAGGUUUACUUUGAAAAUGUGCAGAAAGUGUUUUUCGGAAGUUAUUUGAACUAUUAGAUAUUGUCCCAUUCUGAUUAAAAAAAACUGUUUCUGAAAA
This is a messenger RNA of Acipenser ruthenus (sterlet), 2782 nucleotides long. RefSeq names its product tripartite motif-containing protein 16-like protein. Gene Ontology annotation, molecular function: zinc ion binding; protein binding. The record is from RefSeq and is a predicted model, not a curated record. Bases 47 to 1609 code for a protein of 520 amino acids. The transcript has 6 exons. NCBI's taxonomy places the organism in Eukaryota, Metazoa, Chordata, Actinopteri, Acipenseriformes, Acipenseridae.